GGUGGGGGCGGGAGGGCCGGGAAUGGGCGCGGGAGGAUCAGGGAUGGGCGGGGGAGGGCCGGGAAUGGGAGGUAGACCGGGUGGGGGAAUGGGGGGCGCGGCGCAAGGUUUGGGUGGCGCGCCGCAGGGAUUGGGAGGCGCGGGUGGACUGGGCGGUGCGGGUGGAAUGGGCGCGGGCGCAGGAUCGGGACCGGGAGGCGUGGCGCCGAAUAGCCAUUCGCUCGCCGCCUUGCUCAAGUUGCCCGAGGGCAUCCCGAAGCCGACGAACGCGCAGAUCCAGGAGCUCCUGCACUCAAUCUCGCCUGCAGCGCGCGCGAAUUUCCAGAGGGCGUCGGGAGAGGAGAAGAAGAUGUUUAUGCAGCAGCUGGUGGUGCGACAUUACGUGUUGCAGCAGCAGAGGCAGAAGCAGCAGCAACAGCAACAGCAGCAGGGUGGGGGAGGUGGAGGUCUGGGUGCAAGUGGUGUGAUGGGCUCGGGUGGGGGUGGAGGUGGCGGGAUCGGCGGUGGCGGAGGUAUGGGUGGCUUGGGGGAUAACAUGAUGAAUUUCGGGAUGGGUGGCGGUGGUGGGGGCGGGUUCGGGCAGGCGAGGGGGUUCAAUGCGGACAUCAUGCAAAGCUUUGCACAGAGGAAUCCGGGGGGUGGGGAUGGUGGAGGAUUGUCAUGAUUGUGUACAGACCUUGCCUGGAUUUAUAAAUGUACACACUCCUUGACAUGAGCCUUGCCAGAACAAUUGUGUGGUGUUUCUUUGGAAAAUGUCACCAUGGUUGGGCUGUAUAAUUUGUUAUACCUUAUAACUAUAGUGAUGG
Messenger RNA from Schizophyllum commune H4-8, 806 nucleotides. RefSeq lists its product as uncharacterized. Bases 89 to 664 code for a protein of 191 amino acids. Lineage: Eukaryota; Fungi; Basidiomycota; Agaricomycetes; Agaricales; Schizophyllaceae. The record is from RefSeq and is a predicted model, not a curated record. The transcript has a single exon.